Solanum lycopersicum (tomato) is the source of this 3479-nucleotide messenger RNA. RefSeq lists its product as uncharacterized. NCBI's taxonomy places the organism in Eukaryota, Viridiplantae, Streptophyta, Magnoliopsida, Solanales, Solanaceae. The record is from RefSeq and is a predicted model, not a curated record.
UUUUUUAAAUUUCUUUUGGGAACCUACAUCAAGUCUUUAGAAUUCCAUUGCUCUCUGCUGCAAGGCCAUUGAAAGUGGUGCUCCGCGCCAAAAUCCUCCCUUCUCUUGGGUGACAUUGUUCGGGUUGGACUACUGAUUUGUGCUCAGUUUUGAUGGGUUCUAAGAGAAAAUCCAAGAGCUCAAACCAUUUCAAAAAACGAAACCUAGGUUGUGAUGAUUCUGGCAUUUUCCAGCAUCUUAUCUCAGUCCUUCAAACUCCACAGGGUGUGAAGUUACCUGUGUUGAAAAGUUUGUAUUGUCUGCUUGUCUAUUUCUCCUUGAACUCAUUAGAAAGUCCAACAUAUAAACUUGAUUUUGAUGAUUUGGACAUGGAUGUUGAUCACAAUGGGUUUAAAGCAUCAUCAAAGGAUAUAGAGACCCUCUCUGGCAUAUUAUUUGAAGAAAUGUAUGAGCGGUUUGACCAUUUAUUCUCUGCUCCCCGUGAUACUUCUGUGAAUGAUCAGAGACAAGGUAUUUUACAGAAGAAUAUGUCCAAAGAUGCUGAAACUUUUUAUUUGCUGCUGAGGUGUUGUAUGGUAACCUUGACCUUGCUUGUGUCCCAACAUAAUCUUCUUUUAGAAAAAGGGAAGAUCCUUUUGGUGUUGCUCCGAAAGUUAUGUUCAAUAAACACAUUUGCAGCAGGAAAUAGGACAAAAAUUACUUUUCAAAAAUCAGUUUCUCAUGCAGUCACAUCUGAGGAUAAUGAUUGUAGAACAACCUCCACAGAGGACAUUGUUGCAUCCCUCCAUCUUGUUGAGCCAUCUGAUCCUCACACUUCUUUCUUGUGUGCAACAUUUGAGGUUUUUGUGGAUGAGCUUCUGGUACAUGGACAAUUGAGACAGUAUUUUAAGCUUAUCGAUUCUCUAGCUUCUUCUGAUGAAGUUUUAUUUACGCCUCAAUCUGGUCAGGGUGAUAUAGGAAUAGUAAUGGAAGUUUUGUCUAGGUACUUCUUAUUAUCAUGGUCUAAUGAGCUUAGGUCUGGAGAUCAUCUUAACAGAUUAUUAUUGGUAAACAAUGAAUAUUUCAAAUCUUCAUUAAAAGCUCAUGAGUUGAGUCUGUCUGCGGCCAUAUCUCUGCUUCUCAACCCGAUCAUUCUUUCUGCCCCAAAACUAAUGCAAGCACAAUUGAUUUCAAUGAUUCACGAGGCCACCUUUCUGCUAGUAGAUAUUCAAAACCUUAAGACAAAUCAUAGACCUCUCAAAUUCUUCCUCUCACUGUUUGAAAAAUCCGUAGCUUUGUACAUGAAGCACUUGUCCGUGUUGCAAAAUGCCUGUCAGUCUUCAUCUGUUAGUCAUUCUUCUACAACAGGUGUAGAAGGGAAGGGUAUUCAUCCCCUUUUUGAAUUGUGUAUAUUAGCAAGGACAAGAAAUGAGAUCAAUAAUUUAGUUUUGAAGUUUGAGGAUUCAUCACAACCUCACUUUCUUAAACUUUUUUUUGAAAUGAAAUCUGACCUGAUAAGUUCCUGUGUUAACUAUGUAAAAGAGAGUCGCUAUCUUCUAGAGAACUCCUGCCAGGAUGAGAUUAUGUCCACCUUAAGUUGCCUAAUUUUAAGAGCUUCGGACAGUUUCGAAGAGAACGCAAUAGUGGAUGCAAGUCUGGAAGAUAUUUGCCUUCUGGUUUCUACACUGAAGCUAAUGAGCUCUUCCUUGUUACAACUGGUCUGGUGCCUCAGAUGCAACUUGAAUUCUGCUUCUUCAAAAACCUUGAAAGAUUUUUCAUCCUGUGGGGAAUACAAUUCUAUCUUGGGAAUAAUUGACUGUUUUAGAGAGCUCAGCAUAUACGGUUCAGUCCAAAAUUUAUCACGCCAAAUGAUGGAAAUAGACUCUGAGAAGCAUAAAGUUUCCAAGAUGAUGUUUCUUCAUUUUUCAGGAAUGCUUUCAUUCAGUUUCUUUAAGAGGCUUGAUUGUUUAGCAAAAGGCUGCUUGUUUGCUGUUAUAACUCUGCUGAAUUUAUUCAUCUUUGAAGAAGGUAAUUUGGAUAUAUUCCAGUCACUAGUUGAUCCAACUCCAGACUCCUUUUCAUAUGGAUUAUCGGCUGUUAGAAUCCAGGAGGCUGUAGUGGACAAGAGAUCUAGUCUUGUGGUUGCAUCAAAGUUUCAGAAGGCAAGGACUCUGUGUUCAAGUUCCAGAAGGAAGGGAUAUAGCUCAGCAAUAAGCAGUUCUGAGGUUUAUAACAAAGAAGAUGUGGUAGCAAUGGAAGAGGAGAUGGAGGAAACUACCAAUGGGAAAAUAUUUCUCAAGUGCAGAUCAGAAGCUGGACAAGUCCCUGAUUUUGAUGACUUAGCUGAUUUUAUCGAGUGCAAGCAAGGAAAGGACUACCCUUUGUGGCUAAAGCAUCGCCAAGAAUAUCGAAAGUUGAAAUGUAACAAGAUAGCACUGUUAAGGUGGAAAAGGAAAAAGAAAUCUUGGAAAGUCAUGAAAAGGAAUAAACCUUGAACUAACUUGAAGAGUUUUCCUUGGAAAGGAAACUGGCGAGUUGAGCUUCAUUGUGUGAUCUGGACAUAUGUUAGGAUAUCUCCAACUGAACAAUUGCUGUAGAAUGAUGUUUUGACAAUGCUUUCCUCAGUGCAUGUAAGACAAUUGCUUAAAGAAGAUUUUUGUUUAAUGUCUGCGGUCGCGUAUAAGUAAGGUGAAAUCUGAAGACUGAUAUACUUGGAAGUUCGAUCUUAGCAAGUUAACGGAGCUUCUUUUUGUCCUAGUUAAGGCGGUGAAAUGGCUAUAGAAUCCAUGAAACAUACCGCUGCAACAUGAUUAAGCUGAUAUUACAUCUUGAUUUAGGUAUAGCAGAUUUUAGCAUGCUGAACUCUAACUAGGAUCAAGGUACUAGAUGCUUUUACAGAUAAGUCAUUCUGGUUUUGUGCUUCUCUUUUUAUGUAUAUCUAAUAUUUCAUUUUCUCUAGAGAACCCUGAAGUUCUUGUAAAGGAGUCGGGAGGUGUUUGCAGGAUUCAGCCUUCUCUGUUCUUGUCUCUUAAUGCAAAAGCAACAUUCUGAUUAAAGCUUUUAAACUGGCGACAUCAUAUGCGCAAUCAAAACGAACUUAAUAUGCAGUACUCCUGUUAUUGAUUAGAGGAACAUUGCAGGUGAGAUGUUGACAUCAUUCGACAUUCCAUCUUUAUUUGUUGUUUCAUCAGAUGAAGAAAGCCAAGGAAAUUAUGGUUUUGUAUGGCUCUUCUAAGUUGACCAUAAGAGCCUGUAUUGUAGGAUCAUGCUUGAAAGUUGGAGAAUUCUAUGAUAUUGCACCAUCAUUGGUAUUUUUGUUGAGUACAUUCCUGUUAAGUUCCUAUCAAAAUGCUUUGGAAAGUGAGGUCCAGUUGCCCUAGUCUAAUGUGUUCCCUUUUCUUUUCCUACUGAUCCUAUCAAAGUUAAGGUUAAAGAGAUGAUUAAACAUUGGAAUACUGAUCUGGUAAAUGUUUUGUAAUUGUAGGCUAAUCUGCCAAAAA